AUGGUGGAGCUGGGACCCAUGAUGGGACCCAGGGCCCUUGCGGCGUGGGGCACCGAGACCAUCUGCCAUGCUGGCACCAACCCCGGCAUCAAGGUUCGACUGACACAGAGAGCGCUGGAAUUUGGCCGGCAGUUUGGGCUGGAGCAGCUCCAAUCGCUGCUGCAGAAGGAGCACGAGCUGAACCUGACGGGCUCCUACCGCAACCCUCUCCUGGGGACACUCACCUACGCUGUGCCCCGGAUCCAGAUCCACGAGCUGCAGAUAAAUGACUCUACCGUGGACUUCGCCGAGGACGUGGGGGUGAGGCUGAUGGUGCAGAGCGCCCGCAUCCGGCUGAGCGCAGACUGGGGAGCCCAGCUGGGCGCCAUCCAGGACAAGGGCUCCAUCGAAGUCCACAUGCGUGACCUGGCCGUGGUGGCCGUGCUGGGGGUGAGCGUGGCUGGCAGCGGCCGCCCCACGGUGUGGAGCAUCAGCUGUGAAGCCCAUGGCACCAACCUGCACUUGGAGUUUCACCGAGGACACAGCUGGCUCUACAACAUGCUGGCACCGCUACUCCAGAAGGCCCUGAGCCAUGAGCUCAACAAGGAGCUCUGCCUCGAGCUCCGCAGGGGUGUCAACAGGCUGGAGGCUGCUCUGAAGCACAUGAAAGUGUCCACCCAGCUCGAUCCCUUUGCUGCCAUCGACUACUCCCUGCUGGGGCAGCCGGUCAUCACAGCGGAGCACGGGGACAUCGCCCUCAAGGGGGAGUUCUUCGGCGUGGCCAAGUACCAGCAGAGACCCUCCUCAGCCAAGCCCGUGGCACUGCCCAUGGCAUUGCCUGCAGCUCUGCCCGUGGCACUGGCCAUGGCACAGGAGCCCAUGCUGCUGUUGGCCAUCACGGACUUCGUUGCCAACUCGGCCGCCUUCACGUACUUCACGACCGGAGCUCUGCGCAAGAACAUCUCCAGUGACAUGCUGCAGGAGCGCUACCCAGACCACCCCAUGGAGCUGCACCUCUCAGCCCGCCGGCAACCCCUGUUCUCCUGCCGCCCCGACGCCCUGCACGGGUCCCUCUUCAGCUCUGCCGAGGCCUUCGUGGUGCUGCCCAAUGCCACCCGUGUCCCCGCUUUCCUGCUUGUGGGUGUGAGGCUGAUGGUGCAGCGCGCCCGCAUCCGGCUGAGCGCAGACUGGGGAGCCCAGCUGGGCGCCAUCCAGGACAAGGGCUCCAUCGAAGUCCACAUGCGUGACCUGGCCGUGGUGGCCGUGCUGGGGGUGAGCGUGGCUGGCAGCGGCCGCCCCACGGUGUGGAGCAUCAGCUGUGAAGCCCAUGGCACCAACCUGCACUUGGAGUUUCACCGAGGACACAGCUGGCUCUACAACAUGCUGGCACCGCUACUCCAGAAGGCCCUGAGCCAUGAGCUCAACAAGGAGCUCUGCCUCAAGCUCCGCAGGGGUGUCAACAGGCUGGAGGCUGCUCUGAAGCACAUGAAAGUGUCCACCCAGCUCGACCCCUUUGCUGCCAUCAACUACUCCCUGCUGGGGCAGCCAGUCAUCACAGCGGAGCACGGGGACAUCGCCCUCAAGGGGGAGUUCUUCGGCGUGGCCAAGUACCAGCAGAGACCCUCCUCAGCCAAGCCCGUGGCGCUGCCCGUGGCACUGCCUGCAGGUCUGCCCGUGGCACUGGCCAUGGCACAGGAGCCCAUGCUGCUGCUGGCCAUCACCGACUUCGUUGCCAACUCGGCCGCCUUCACGUACUUCACGACCGGAGCUCUGCGCAAGAACAUCUCCAGUGACAUGCUCCCCCGGCGGUUUCCACUCCAGUUGAGGACCAAGAGCAUGGGGGUCUUCUCCCCAGAGCUGCAGGAGCGCUACCCAGACCACCCCAUGGAGCUGCACCUCUCAGCCCGCCGGCAACCCCUGUUCUCCUGCCGCCCCGACGCCCUGCACGGGUCCCUCUUCAGCUCUGCCGAGGCCUUCGUGGUGCUGCCCAAUGCCACCCGUGUCCCCGCUUUCCUGCUGAACAUCGAUGCCAAUGUGACAGGGAAGCCCACCAUCACCAGGAACAAGCUUGGGGGCACUGUGAGCCUGAAGGGGCUCAGCGUGGAGAAGGUGACAUCACAUGUGGGCCCGGUAGAGGUGAAGAGGCUUGAGAAUCUGCUGAAGUUCAGCCUGUGGCUUUUUGGGGUGCCCCAGGCAAACAAGCGUCUCCAGGCUGGUGUCCCCCUGCCCACCCUGCACGGCCUCAGCCUUCUCAACCCCCGGAUCUCGCUGCAGGAGGGCUUCGUGCUCAUCGCCACAGACCUGCAGUACGAGUCCUGAGACCAGCCACUACAUGGGAACCCACCAGCACCCCGGGAGCCAUGUCCCCAUCACCGUCCUGCUGGCAGCUAGGGAUGGGCCAACGCCAUCGGGGUCCCAUGGCCAGCAGAGCCACCCAGCCACGGGACCC
Messenger RNA from Calidris pugnax (ruff), 2428 nucleotides. RefSeq names its product bactericidal permeability-increasing protein-like. Gene Ontology annotation, biological process: defense response to Gram-negative bacterium; innate immune response; lipopolysaccharide-mediated signaling pathway. Lineage: Eukaryota; Metazoa; Chordata; Aves; Charadriiformes; Scolopacidae. Gene Ontology annotation, molecular function: lipopolysaccharide binding. Bases 1 to 2298 code for a protein of 765 amino acids. The record is from RefSeq and is a predicted model, not a curated record. The transcript has 22 exons.